Seminavis robusta is the source of this 309-nucleotide messenger RNA. Lineage: Eukaryota; Bacillariophyta; Bacillariophyceae; Naviculales; Naviculaceae. The record is from the annotation of a GenBank genome assembly.
AUGGCCAACGUCUUAGAUGUCAUCAACGCCACCGGCGAAGAAUGCAUUGUCUGCGUAGAACGAUUCCGCAAUGGUGACAAGGCCGUCGUCUUUGACUGCGGCCACUUCAUGUGUAACGAUUGCCAUGACAAUCUGAUUGCUGUACGUGCAACCUAUGAAGACGACUACCUAGGAGACGAAGAUGACGAUGGGCGUAUUGGAAGAGGGUGCCCCGUCUGUCGCUCGGACGACGAAGUAGCCCAGGUUCAUCAAACCGUAGUGUACUACCGUGGAACACAGGACGACCCCGUGGUCAUCGACGAGGAUUAA